Messenger RNA from Sciurus carolinensis (gray squirrel), 3526 nucleotides. RefSeq names its product zinc finger protein 362 (gene Znf362). The coding region runs from base 590 to 1846 and encodes 418 amino acids. The transcript has 9 exons. NCBI's taxonomy places the organism in Eukaryota, Metazoa, Chordata, Mammalia, Rodentia, Sciuridae. The record is from RefSeq and is a predicted model, not a curated record. Gene Ontology annotation, cellular component: nucleus. Gene Ontology annotation, molecular function: RNA polymerase II cis-regulatory region sequence-specific DNA binding; DNA-binding transcription repressor activity, RNA polymerase II-specific. Gene Ontology annotation, biological process: central nervous system development; negative regulation of transcription by RNA polymerase II.
CCUCCGGCGCGGCGCGGGUGGGGGGCGCCGCGCAACUUUGCUAGGCGGCGGCGGCGGCGAGCGCGAGACGAGGCCCCGGGGCCCGAGCGGGGCCCCCAGCGCGCGGCCCGCCCCCGCCCCGGCCCCCUCCCCUCGCCGUCGCCAGCGCCGGGCGCUGCCCACUCGCCGGAGCCCCGGGCCGGACGGGCUGCGCAGCCGGAGAGGCGGGGGCCCGACGCGGCCCCCCCGGAGCCGGGCGCCUGGCGCGGGGGCUCGCCGAGCGCACGGGGGGCCGCGCGGCGCUGCAGACCCAGCCUCCCGCCGCCGCCGCCGCCGCCGCCUCGGCGCUUGCAGAACCCAGAAGUGAACAGCAGGCGACCCGGAAGGUUUGCGCGCGGCUCCGCACCGAGCCGGAGCCGGAGCCGGAGCCCGGAGCCGGAGCCGGAGCCCCAGCCCGGCCCUGCUCGGGCCGCCGGGCGCGGGGCUGCGGCCGCGUCCGGGAGGCGCCGCCAGCACAGCCAGGUGCUGUUGGGAACACAGAGGAAGUGACUGACUGGGGGUUCAGGGAAAGCUCCGUAGAAGAGGGAACACUUGAGCUGGGUCUUGAAGGAUGAGUAGAAGUUCACCAAGUGGGAAAGGACACUCUAGGAUGGCCGAGCCGCGAUUUAACAACCCCUACUUCUGGCCCCCUCCUCCCACCAUGCCCAGCCAGCUGGACAACCUGGUCCUGAUUAAUAAAAUUAAGGAGCAGCUGAUGGCGGAGAAGAUCCGGCCACCUCACCUGCCGCCCACGUCGGCCUCGUCGCAGCAGCCGCUGUUAGUGCCACCCGCGCCAGCCGAGAGCAGCCAAGCUGUCAUGUCGUUGCCCAAGCUGCAGCAGGUGCCCGGGUUGCAUCCGCAGGCCGUGCCGCAGCCGGAUGUGGCGCUGCACGCGCGACCAGCCACCAGCACCGUCACAGGUCUGGGGCUCUCCUCCCGGACCCCGGCUGUGAGCACAUCUGAGUCAAGCACCGGCACAGGCACGGGUACCAGCACCCCGUCCACACCCACCACCACCAGCCAGAGCCGCCUCAUCGCCUCGUCCCCCACCCUCAUCUCAGGGAUCACCAGCCCCCCCCUCCUGGACUCCAUCAAGACAAUCCAGGGCCAUGGCCUACUUGGUCCCCCCAAAUCUGAACGCGGCCGCAAAAAGAUCAAGGCGGAGAACCCAGGGGGUCCGCCUGUCCUUGUUGUCCCCUACCCCAUCCUGGCCUCCGGCGAGACUGCCAAGGAAGGCAAGACAUACAGGUGUAAGGUAUGCCCGCUGACCUUUUUCACCAAGUCUGAGAUGCAGAUCCACUCCAAGUCACACACAGAGGCCAAGCCCCACAAGUGCCCGCACUGCUCCAAGUCCUUUGCCAAUGCCUCCUACCUGGCCCAGCACCUGCGCAUCCACCUGGGCGUCAAGCCCUACCACUGCUCCUACUGUGAUAAGUCCUUCCGACAGCUCUCCCACCUCCAGCAGCAUACCAGAAUCCACACAGGUGACAGACCCUACAAGUGCCCACAUCCUGGCUGCGAAAAGGCUUUCACUCAGCUCUCCAACCUCCAGUCUCACCAGCGCCAGCACAACAAGGACAAGCCCUACAAGUGUCCCAACUGCUAUCGGGCCUACUCGGACUCCGCCUCCCUGCAGAUCCACCUCUCAGCCCAUGCCAUCAAGCACGCCAAGGCCUACUGCUGCAGCAUGUGCGGGCGGGCCUACACCUCGGAGACCUACCUGAUGAAGCACAUGUCCAAACACACGGUGGUGGAGCACCUGGUGAGCCAUCACUCGCCCCAGAGGACGGAGUCCCCAGGCAUCCCGGUGCGAAUCUCUCUCAUCUGAGCCCCACCAGAGGCGCCGCCCCGCCCGGCCCAUGGCAGGCUGACUCCUCCGGCAGCACCAGGCCCCGCCUCCCGCCGGGGGCCUCCGGAACCGCCGAUCUCCUCCACCUUCCCGACCUGCCAGGAAACUUGGGCCGCAGAAGCCCUGCCUGGUCCAGUCCCAGGCCGGCCAGGCCAGUUGCAAGGUUCUGGACUGUUUUGGUGGCAUCCAAAGACGAUCUCAGAGCACUUUGAACCUGUCUGUUGAGUUUUCUUUUUGUUCCCCACCCUUCACUUGCUUCACUAUUUUUUUUUUAAGUUUGUUUUGGAAAUAACAAAAAAAAAAAAAAAAAAAAAAAAAAGAUAUUUAUUGGCCAGGACAUUGGUGCUGCUAAGACCGAGAAAUGAAAAGGAUCAGGCAGGUGGAUGCAGAGAACCAGAGGGCGCGUGGGACCUUCUCUGGCCAUGGCCUCAGGUCUUAAGGGAAGGCUCAGGUCUGGGGCUCUGGACUGCAAAGAGGUCCCCAGAUGGGUGGGAGCUGAGGCAGCUGGAGUUGAGCCCUUCGGCCCUGGUGCCCAGCUCGUACCACUGAGCUGUGCCCGGGCUCCACUGAGCAGAGGGUGCAGCAGCCGCCAGGGCUGUCCAGGCUUCAGGAGGCGGAAAUGAGGGGCCGGGAGAUCCGUAGGACCAAAGGGUGCAGUGACAGGCUGGGCGGCAGGCCCAGGGAAAUGGGGUGGGGUGGGCUGGGUAAGACCUGGCCCCUCCUCUGCUGCCCUGAAGACCACCCCAGUCUACCUCGGUGCUGGCCAGGAAACCUAUCGGCUACCUCUCCUGUCAACCCAGACUGUGGGCAGGGAGAUGGGGAGGGAGUGGGCCUGGACCUGGGACCCCCUUCCAGAACUUCCUCCAGAUGGGGGCGGUGCCCAGGGUGGGGGAAUCCCCAGCCCAGGCCAGCCCCUCUGCAGGGAAGGGAUCCUUGGGGAGGGUCCCAGGAACAGACCCUGUCCCCAGCCCCCACAGACACACCCCAAUCUGAAAGCCAUGCGUGUCCAUGUAUAUAGGAACCAUGUACAGAGCCCGGAGAAGCCCUUCUACAUCCCCUCGGGAAAAAAAAAAGAAAGAAAGAAAACUAGACAGAAACUCAUCUAUAUAUUCUGUAUCUGGAGUUCCGUUUUGAAUAUUAACUGUGUUAUUUUUAUACACUUUUUAAGCCUUAACUCGCCAUUGAUUUACCAGUUUAACGUUUCCUGGGGUUUCUUUUCCCAUGGGGUUCUCUGCCCCCACCCUCACCCUUCGUUUGACUUGCGUCGUCUGAUACUCAGUAUUGUAGCUUUUUGUCCGCAUGUUACUGCCCUGUAAAUAAGCUGUUAUACAUACUGUUAACACCCCUUUGCUUUUUUCUAUGGGACCUCCAGGCCACCAUAUUUAGAACUAGUUACCUUAUUAAAAAAAAAAGAAAAGAAAAGAAAAAACAGUCUGUUGGCUUCUCAGUCUGCAUCUUGGUGGCAGGGAGGUGAGGGCAGGUAUCCCUCAGACACUUACUUCAGGAGAGAAGUUUGCAUCCUAUUUAAAAAAGGGGGUGGGGAGCAAGAUAAAAAUCGAAUGUGGGGGAAAAACAUAACGGGGCAAGAAACUAGAGAAUUACAACCCCUCUGCUCUUUGUAUUUCUCUGUUGUGAAGAAUAAACUGUACCUGCACCGGG